UAAUGUCUUCGAUGGCAAUAAUAGCGGUUAAGAGAUGUCAUACAGGAGUGGCCACCGAUGAAGAAGUGAAAGAACUAAAGACAGCUGAAGACAGAAAUCGAUACAUUUCGCGAUACUUUAUAAAACUACAUAUUUUCCACUUAAUCGCAUUGAUUUGUGGAUCAGUUAUAAUGGUGUUUGCGUUCGUAGACGUGAGUCCGCACACUGACGAUGAUAUCAACUUUGCCUUUCAUUUCAUAUCAGUGUUUGUGAUCGCAAUAAUAGGCGUAUUGACACUCUAUGGGUGUUUCAUCGCGUAUUCCAAGCCCUGCACGACAUCACUGGACAGCAAGUGUUGUGAAGUAAUAGCGGCGCCCAAACUCUUCUCCAACUCGGAUCGGAAGCACAUCUCGGCGUUCACUGAAAGCGAUCACUCAAUGAUUGCGGUCAUUGUGUUGGACGUCAUGACAGCACUUCUUCUGCUC
Molecule: messenger RNA, 464 nt
Organism: Medioppia subpectinata
Lineage: Eukaryota; Metazoa; Arthropoda; Arachnida; Sarcoptiformes; Oppiidae
Source: the annotation of a GenBank genome assembly